AUGAGAUCGAAGCGUGCCGGCCUGUUGUUGGGCGCUGCGGCGGCGGCAUCGGCACUGCUACCCAGCCCGAGUCCGCUGCGGUCCCCGCCAACGACAGAUGCAGCCCUUCGCGUUGCCACCAGCGGGCGCGAUGGCCUGUUAGCACGGCUGGCGGACGGCGACGGCUGGCUCAUCGCGCUCGUCGUCUUCGCGGUGCCGAGCGCGCUGUACGCGCACCUUGGGCAGGAUCGCGUCGCCACCGCCGCCGCCCUUGGCCGCAUCUCCUCGAGCGCCGCGCUGCUCGACAUCCUGGUGACGCCGCAGCUCGGCCGGCUGUCGGACACGAUCGGCCGCAAGCCGCUCCUCGUUGGCGCGCCCGCCCUCGCCCUCCUCUGCCGAGGCUUCGGCUUCGUGCGCCUCUUCCGCAACGGCGUGGCGCUGCGCAGCCUCGCCUCCGUCUCCGCCCUGCACACCACCUCGAUGGCGAUGGGAGACACGUGGCAGAUUCGGCGAAGCGACGCCGCAGCCGGCCUCCCGGCGCGCGGUCCGAAGGCCUAA
This is a messenger RNA of Emiliania huxleyi CCMP1516, 537 nucleotides long. RefSeq lists its product as hypothetical. The coding region runs from base 1 to 537 and encodes 178 amino acids. The transcript is spliced from 6 exons. The record is from RefSeq and is a predicted model, not a curated record. NCBI's taxonomy places the organism in Eukaryota, Haptophyta, Isochrysidales, Noelaerhabdaceae.